Molecule: messenger RNA, 1480 nt
Organism: Rhinichthys klamathensis goyatoka
Lineage: Eukaryota; Metazoa; Chordata; Actinopteri; Cypriniformes; Leuciscidae
Gene: zbtb42
Product: zinc finger and BTB domain containing 42
Biological process (GO): regulation of transcription by RNA polymerase II
Cellular component (GO): nucleus
Molecular function (GO): protein binding; DNA-binding transcription factor activity, RNA polymerase II-specific; RNA polymerase II cis-regulatory region sequence-specific DNA binding
Source: RefSeq, a predicted model, not a curated record
AACCUGCCUGACACACACACACACACGCGCAGCGCAGAGUGUUUCAUGCGCACCAGAGAGACUCGAGGAACAGACCCAGAGACUCCAACAUCUGGACUCACACCAUGAGCGCGCGCGGGUCCUUCUGAUGACGCGACAGUUCCCGGCAUAAGAAUGGAGUUCCCAGAGCAUAGCCGGCAGUUGCUUGCGUGCCUGAGUCAGCAGAGACAGCAAGGCUUCCUCUGCGACUGCACCGUUCUGGUGGGACCGACCCGCUUUAAAGCGCACCGAUCCGUCCUGGCCUCCUGUAGCAUGUUCUUCCACCUCUUCUACCGGGACCAGCCGGAAAAACGGGACCUCGUGCACUUGAACAGCGACAUCGUGACGGCGCCGGCUUUCGGGUUGCUUCUCGAAUUCAUGUAUGAAGGAAAGCUCGCGCUGGGAAAUCUUCCCGUCGAGGACGUCCUAGCCGCCGCGAGCUAUCUGCACAUGUACGACAUCGUGAAGGUGUGUAAGGGAAAACUGAAGGAGAAGGAGAUGUGCGACGGGAUCGGGCAGAAGGCGAACGGUCACCCGGAUCUUGUAAGUGUCAAUUAUGUGUCAGCAGAGGCCGAGGUUUGUGUCCGAACAGCUGGAAGGACAAAAGCGGAUGUCAGGAGUUCCCAAAGGUCGGAUGACACGGAUUGCGCGCUGGAUUUGUCUUUCAAGCCUCUCCGAGACGACGCGUGUGUUGCGGGACAGCUGGCCCUCGACAGCCAGCAGCAGGACACCGAGACACUUGUUAAAGAUGAACAUGACUUGCUGUCAGAGCAGGAGGACGGUGAUCCGGAGAGCCCGGAGAGCCAGCGCUUUGGGAAUAACGCCAGGAGUUCAGUGGUGACAGGGUUCGCUGAACUCUUCCCGGGAAACAAGUCCGGUUUGCUCCCUGCGGACGACGAGCUGAUGGACGAGGGAUUGCGUGUGCGUUCGGAGCGCCAACUCGGAGACAGCGAAGGCGAAGACGAGGACGAUCUCGCGUCUUCGGACAUCUCCACAUCCAGCGGGAUUCUUCUCCCGACGGGAGGCCAGCAGGUGUGUGUGUGUCCGUUGUGCAGCAAGGUUUUCCCGAGCCCACACGUGCUCCAGAUGCACCUCAGCGCUCACUUCCGGGAGAAGGACGGCGUUCGCUCGAAACUCUCUCCCGACGGAUCCGUUCCCACGUGCGGGCAGUGCGGGAAGACCUUCUCCUGCAUGUACACGCUCAAACGGCACGAGCGCACACACUCCGGGGAGAAGCCGUACACAUGCGGACAGUGCGGGAAGAGUUUCCAGUACUCGCACAACCUGAGUCGGCACGCCGUGGUUCACACACGCGAGAAGCCACACGCAUGCAAGUGGUGUGAGAGACGCUUCACGCAGUCCGGAGACCUGUACCGGCACAUACGCAAGUUCCACUGCGGACUCGUCAAAACACUGGCCGUGGGAUAACUGAAGAGCAAGCUGUAAUCAGAAUAUAAUAAUA